GCGCCCUCGAUCUAAUACGACUCACGUGCGUCCUGGACACGGCAGCUCUUGGACCCAUCAACAGGACACAUACUACACUUGCCCUUCUGUCUGCUGCUUAUACAACACCUUCACAUUUCCGGUUUAACUACUGUUAAUUCGCUUGCGCCACUGGUCGAGAAUACAACUAUUAACGGCAAUAUUUCGUCUCCUCACUUCGGAUAUCAUGCAGAAUUCAAAAGUAGUUCAGGAUGCGGUUCAUGGUAUGAUUGAGUUGGAACCACUGGCCAAAUUGAUUGUUGAUACACCGGAGUUUCAGAGAUUGAGGGAGAUACGUCAGCUGGGACUUGCACACCUAGUUUUUCCCAGUUGCCAGCACACGAGAUUUGAGCAUUCAAUCGGAACCUACCACAUGACCAAACGUCUUGCAACAGCAAUAAACUGCGACGCAGCCUACAUUGGUCCUCGGAUGACUAGUGAAGAGCUGUUAGCACUCAAAAUUGCGGCCUUAUGUCACGAUCUUGGCCAUGGACCUUUUUCUCACACUUGGGAAGUGUACAUCAAACACGGCGGCAUUGAAUAUAGAAAGUACAAGCAUGAGAAACUUAGUUGUCUAGUAUUGGAACGGAUUGUCAAGACAAAUUCUGCGAUUCGUGAACAUUUUGCUGCAGCCAACAUAGAUUUGGAUCUAGUGAAGAGUCUAAUUUUGGGAAAGCCACUUAAAAAUGAUCAGAAGAGUAUUGCGCACAAUCCAUUCAUAUACGAAAUUUUGUCCAACAACGCCAAUGGAAUGGACGUGGAUAAGUGGGAUUAUCUACUCAGAGAUUGCUUGCAUGCCGGCUUAGGCCAAGGAUGCGCAGCGGUUGAUUUGGAUCGAUUUAUGCACUUUUGUCGACCAGCUCCUCACCCACUGGAAGACGAAUCUUACUCUGAUGCUACUAAAUGCGAAUGGCACCUAUCGUUUCGGGACACAGAGUUGGAAAAUGUUUUGAGAACAUUUGGUCUACGGCAGCACCUGCAUCAAAAACUGUACCAGCACAAAACUGUGACAGCGAUUUCACACAUGGUGAUGGAUGCUUUGGAAUUGGCAGAGCCCCUUCUCAAAUUGAGACACAUCAGUCUGCAAGCAUUCAAAGCCGAGAGUCCAAGUGAACUUGAUGCCUUUCUUCGGCUGCACGACUCAAUCCUGUGGGACAUUUACCACCAACGUAUUUAUUCACUCAGUGCUACUCAAAUGGCAAGUCAGCUGGUAGAAGCCUCCGAGCUGAUCCAUCGUAUCCUCACGCGCCAACUUUACGUGUACAUAGACAGUGUGUUUGAGGUGCACACAGGAAGUUCGACUAUGCCGUCUCGUAAGGGGUCCGCAAGUCUAGCGACAAACCGUUUGACCAACAACUUGCAUUCUGUGGUCGCGUGCAUGAGUGCACGGGAGCCAUUCUUGAGUGAAACGCUUCCGAGUGACUGUCGUAUUGUUGGACAACUUACUUAUCUUCAGACUCGGAAAGUAUUCUGUGCUCAAUACGACGAAAAUCCUCAGGAUACAGCUACCAUGAUUUUGGAUGAAAUUUACGCCCGACUACCACGAACCACCGUGAUAAAGGAUAAAUCCGAACUGUUAGUGGCCAAAUCCAGCUUCACAUCAAACAGCACGCUCCAUGCGCCGGAAUUCUACUUCUACACCAGAAAUGGCCGAACAUUUGUCUAUGAGGAACCUUUACGCGUUGUUCACGCAUACCGACUGUAUUGGCGAGGAUAUCGGUGUCAAGACUCCCAAGUGAAUACGGACGCGUCCAAAGCCAUUCUUGAUCUUUCAGAAGCGUUCGAUUCAUGGCAUCGAGACAAAGUCGGGGACCGAUACCCCAAGACUUCAACACACGGAUGUUAACAGUCACGCGGAUCAGAUGCAAUACGUCUUUCAUUCCCGCCACAUAAAAGACAUGCCGACGACCCAAGAUUCCCUCAAAACUAUUCCGCUCGUUUUUGCUACACAUGUUAAAGCACUCGAAAACGUAACUUUUCCGGCUUUUUAUUACACAGCUGUGUGUGUUCGGUCUGCUUCCCAUCCGAGAAAUUGU
This is a messenger RNA of Dicrocoelium dendriticum, 2054 nucleotides long. The record is from the annotation of a GenBank genome assembly. Lineage: Eukaryota; Metazoa; Platyhelminthes; Trematoda; Plagiorchiida; Dicrocoeliidae.